UGGGCGGUCGUGUUCCGCGUCACGCCCGAUAUCGCUCUUAACUUCGAAAUUGUUUUACGAAAAUAUGUAAAGUUUCCAAACAUAAAAUUGUGCAGAACUGCCGCGUCUAACUCAACGUGUAGUGUUUAAUUGACUAGGACUUAACUUAAUAAGUAGUUUUAAGUUAUUGUAACUUAAUAGGCUUACUCGUUACUCGUUUUACCUGCAUGCUUCGUCCCACGAGUCGUGCGAAGCGGUUACCUUUAUUGGAUAAAACGAACAUUUUUCAAAUGGAUGUGCGUUCUUAUUAUGUGAUAGUGUGCGUGUUUAGUGUGAAUACAAGACUCCGUGUGUGCCCGUCAGCUUCUUGUGACAAGUUUUUACUGUAGUGACGUGCUUUAAAUCGUAAUUUCUUCAAGUUGAAUUGAGAAAAUGUUCCGAGGGGGAGAGAGGGGCCUGUUCGCCGCGCUCUUGGUUGCCGUGGCGUCGGCGCAGUAUACGAAAGUUCGGGAUCACACAUCACAUCACGUUACGAGGUUAAGGCAUUCGAGGCAUCUUGAUGGGUACCUGCCAUUACAUUCAUCCUUCACGCCGGCGACGUCACCGAAGCUUGCUGUGAAGGAUAACCACAAGCCACUGUUCACCGAAUGCCUGAAUUACAGGCCGACAUUGAAAGAAGAACAGCCCAUCGGAACUUAUGUGUUUACUGUUCAUGCAGAAGAUCGAGAUCCACCGGAAAUGGGUGGUACAGUUACGUACAAAUUUGUCUCAACUCCUGGUGAGAAAGAGCGGUUUCACGUAGAUCCUGAAACGGGAAGAAUUACUACAGCUGAUAUUUUUGACCAUGAUGAGCCAUCUCGUGAAAAGGAAGCUUAUAUAACAGUUCGAGCGAGUGACAACGGCCAACCACAAUUGGACGACGCGUGCACUAUCAAAAUUCUAAUAGAAGACAUCAAUGACAAUCAGCCAGUCUUCGAUAAAGUUUCAUAUUCAGAGUCAGUCCCACAAGAUUUGCCGAGUGGCCGCGAGGUGAUGAGGAUAUCUGCAACAGACAUAGACGAUGGGAACAACUCCAUCGUGCACUACAGCCUUGAUUCCAACUCUCCUGAUCAGGCAUACUUUUAUAUCGAUCCAGACAACGGAGUCAUAUUUCUGAACAAAACUAUUGACAAAGUCCCAGGCUACAAAUUCAAGUUGAGCGCGAUAGUAAAAGACAUGGGUGAUCCGCCGCAACAAAGUUCGAUUACUUUAGACAUCCAAGUCGUCGAGUCUAACAAGAAAAGCCCGUCUUUUAUAGAAGUGCCCGAUCAACCGAUAAGAUUAAAAGAAAAUUAUGCAGACUUCACCACACCUAUAGCUACCGUGAGGGCAAUAUCGAAUAUUCCUGAAGAAAGUAAAUUACAGUUUGAACUGGUGAUGGGCCAGACUGAACAAACAAAUAAAUGGCACACGUUCGUUUUAGAACCUGAGGCCAAUUCAGCUUAUAUCAAACUAGGAAACCAUUUGGACUAUGAAAAAAUCACUGACUAUACAUUAACUGUUAGAAUACAGAACAACUACAAAUUAGCAGCUGAAACCAUAAUCCAAAUAGAAGUUGAAGAUGUCAAUGACAACAUUCCGAUCUUUAGUGAAAUAAGAUCCGGUAGUGUUCUAGAAAAUGAACCGGCGGGAACACCUGUCAUGCAGGUUAGAGCAUUCGAUGCUGAUGGGACAUCAGCAAACAAUCAAAUUACAUAUGAACUAGGAGACGCUUCUGAUCCUUUCGCUAUUGAUAGCAUAACAGGGAAUAUAACAACACUUAAAAUGUUUGAUAGAGAAGAGAGAAGCUUUUAUAACAUAAAGAUUAUUGCAACGGACAAUUCAGAAUCGGCUCUAAUUCCUGGAAAACAUAACGCAGGCCAGCAAGUGUUUCUUAUAGAAAUCGCGGAUAAAAAUGAUAAUCCACCUCAUUUCACACAAGAUACAUACGUCGCUGAGUCGAUAGCUGAGAAUGCAAACAUUAACGAGCUCGUCACACAAGUUACUGCUUUAGAUAUUGAUACAGCAUCCGUGGUUACAUACAGCAUCGUAGCCGGCAAUACCUACGACGCGUUCGUUAUCAGAAACUUCACGGGUGAAAUCCGAGUCAACAACGAGCUUGACUACGAGAACAUAACAAGCUACAGCUUGGAUGUCAGAGCAUUCGAUGGGCUUUAUGAAGACUAUGCAAAAGUUCUCAUCAAGAUUGAAAACUUAAAUGACAACCCGCCCGUCUUUUUGGCUAACUAUACUAAGACGAUUGAGGAGGAGAAAUUGUAUGAAGGUUGCAUUGUUAAGGUUGAAGCCUACGAUCCAGAUCUUGACAGAAAUGAACCUCAGAACAUAGUUUACUCAUUAGUCAAGCACGAACAGAAGGAGUUCCUACAGAUUGACAACGACGGUUGCCUCCGACUCACUAAGCCUUUAGACCGAGAUCAACCAAGCGGUUUUGCGAGAUGGCAAAUCCUGAUAAUGGCUGCUGACCAUGGGGGCAGGCUGGGAUCGGAUAGCUUGAGGUCAACCACUGAGGUCAUAUUGGAGCUGACGGAUAUCAAUGAUAACGCCCCGUUUUUGACUAAUACCCAGCCGGUAAUAUGGUAUGAGAAUGAACCACCCGGACAGGUUGUUAUUCUCACGGCUAAGGACUACGACUCCGACGAAAAUGGACCGCCUUUUACCUUCGCACUCAACGAGUCCGUGAGCUUCGAUAUCCGAUCUAAGUUCCAUAUACAAGGAAACAUUUUAUCCACCCUUGUGUCAUUCGAUCGCGAGCAACGCAAAGAAUAUAAGAUACCUGUAGCCAUCACCGAUUCAGGAACUCCAAGAUUGACCGGCGUCUCUAUUCUUCAUGUCGUCAUUGGUGACAGGAACGACAAUCCCAUGGGUCCUGGUCACAGUGACAUAUAUGUCUACAAUUACAAGGGUGAAGCUCCAGAUACGGAAAUUGGACGUGUAUUUGUCAACGACCCGGAUGAUUGGGAUCUUCCAGACAAACGGUUCAUGUGGCUGCCAUCUUACGAACAGAGAAGUCCGUAUUUCGACGUGCAUAGCAACACUGGGAUGAUCACUAUGAAAGAAGGCACGCCAAAUGGAACCUACAUACUUAGGUUUAACGUGACGGAGCAAAACGAGCCACUCGUACCAUUCCACUGGGUCGAGGCGACUGUGAACGUGACGAUAAAGGAGAUUCCCGAGGAGGCAGUCGACAAAUCCGGGUCGAUCCGCUUCGUGAACGUCACCGCUGAAGACUUUAUUAUCCCCGAAGCUGAUGGUACGAGUAAAAAGGACAAACUACACCGCCUUCUGUCACAGCUGUAUAACAAGUCUAUGGACAACGUAGAUGUUUUUACGGUAUUCAGCAAGUUGACCGUCAAAGACGCCUUCUUGGACGUUCGGUUCUCCGCCCACGGGUCGCCUUACUUCGAAGCUGAGAAAUUGGAUAGCAUGGUCAUUGGGAUACAGGAAAAGUUGGAAGAAGAACUCCAAGCCAAGAUAUACAUGGUCAAGAUUGACGAGUGUCUUAUAGAGAAGGAGCAAUGCGAAGACUCCUGCCGCAAUGUCCUGAUGAAGAACAACGUGCCUCUAUCCGUUUAUACGAAUACCACCAGCUUUGUGGGUGUUUCUGCCAGAGUGGAGUCGGAGUGUACUUGUGAUGUGGAAGAGCCACUGAUUUGUUUGAAUGGAGGCACACCAUUCGCGGAUAAAUGCGAAUGCCCAGAAGGCUGGAACGGACCACAUUGUGAACAAACAAGUAUCGGUUUCCACGGCGAUGGGUGGGCUAUGUAUCCGUCCCCUCCAGCGUGCCACGAAGGUCAUAUCACUUUGACUGUGACGUCACACACCAGCAACAGCCUCAUCUUCUACCUUGGACCGCUGAGGUUCAACCCGCUAUUGGAUGUUCAAGACUUCAUGUCACUGGAGUUAGUCGACGGUUAUCCAAAUCUGCUGGUGAACUACGGAUCCGGCACAACACGCCUUAAUAACAGUGUCAUAGAGGUGGCUGAUGGAAAACCGCAUCUUAUAGAAAUCGUUCUAAUGAGAAGCUCCAUAGAGAUGUUUGUGGACAGAUGCAAGCUGUCGACAUGCAUGAGUCUCGCUGCACCGACUGGGCCCAGAGAAAUACUUAACGUGAACGGUCCACUACAACUCGGAGGUGCAAGCAUUGAUCUUCAAAACCUGGCGCGGUCGUUCGGAUGGAAACACGUGCCCACGAAUACAAACUUUAUGGGCUGCAUCAGCAAUUUCACGUACAACGACUUUAUGUACAAUUUAGGCAGGCCGUCCGUAGAUCACAAUGCCGAUCCCGGCUGUCAGAAGAGCGUGUUCACAGCCGUCACAUUUGGCAUCGAUACAAAUUUCUUAGUUGCCAUACUCGUCUGCAUCGCCAUUUUGAUCAUCCUUCUGCUAGCAGUCGUGGUCCAUCGGAAAAGAGCGGAUGCGUGGGCAGAGAAAGAACUAGACGAUAUCAGGGAGAAUAUCAUAGCUUACGAAGACGAGGGGGGCGGCGAGGGGGACGCGGGCUAUGAUUUGCAUGUCCUAAGGCAAAUGUACGACGGACCCCCACCAGACACGGAUCCAUCGUUUAUGCAUGCACCAGGUAUAGUAGGAGCAGCACCGGACAUUUCCGGCUUUUUGGAUGACAAAAAGUCCGUCCUGGACCGAGACCCGGACAUUAAUCCGUACGACGACGUGCGACACUACGCGUAUGAAGGCGACGGAAAUACUAGCGGCUCAUUAUCGUCGCUAGCUAGUUGUACCGACGACGAAGAUCUCAAAUUCAACUACCUGUCCACGUUCGGCCCUCGCUUCCGGAAACUUGCCGAUAUGUACGGCGAUUCCGAUGAGGAUAGACCGCCACACGAAGAAUCCUGGUGCUAGCGCCACGCCUGGCUCGUGUAGCCACCUAACCCUCAACCCUACGCCCCCGCGAUAAGGGCGAGUAUGUCCUGACAGCUUGGAGUACCCAAGUAAGACCAAGCUUCGAGAUGCCUUAUUAAAACAGCGUGUUUUAUUUUGUGAAUGCUGGUAAAUAAUUUAAGUGUUGUGACAUCGCGAACCCACCGGACUUAGGAACUGAAGCCUGUGAUAUUCGCGCGGUGAUUUUAAUUUUUAUAUCUUUUGACGUUCGCGCUUUUUAUGAUAUUCCCGCGGAGCGAUUACGGUUGAUGUUGCUAAAUCGGGAGAUACUUACGAGCUCAUCUCGUAAAUACCGUAAGAAUCAAACUUAUUUGUACUUAAAAUGCCUGCUAGUGACGUUGUUCUUUACCUAAUAUUAAAAAAGUAGACACGUGUCAAUUUAACUCGGGAAUUUAAUUUCGCGCUCGUUAUUAGCUAUCUCAUUCAAAUUGAAACACAAUUUCUGCCAUCAAAGUUUACAUCUUUUGUGUCAACCAUCAAAAAUCAAAUAUACUUAAGUUACUAUAUUUAAGUUUGACAUUGGUGUCACUACUGACAUUAGUGCCAUACAACAACUGGCCCCAGCUUUUAUAUCAUGUUAUUUAUUUGUGUAUCUACGCGUAUCUGAUAACACUGGUAGUGAUCUCGCAGUGUUUUAUACUAAAAUAUUAUAAAAUUAUAAUUAUUAUAUGGAACGUGUCACACGUCACGGCGUAUAGUGACAUGCUGCGUCAUCUUUCGUGACUGUUACAGCCCCUCUGUAAUAUAUGAAGGAGAGUUGACGCUGCUUUCACAUGUUUAUUGUGACGUUCAGUGCACUUGUUAAUUUACAAAUAAGGAAACGUCACACCGGCUUAGUGUGUCAUUUUAUACAGUACGAUCUCUGCUGUACUCGCUUUCUUUUUUUAGUCAAAUCUUAAAUAUAUAAUGUAUUUGUUGAAUACAUAAUAUACAUGGAUCAUUUUUAUUUAGCAACUCAACCUUCGGUCACUCCUAUUAUUUUGUUCCCCAAAACUAAGCGUUUGUGAAUUGAUGACAGUUGUUUUAGGUAUUACGAAAAUAAAUGUCCUUAAAUAAUGUGUGUUAAUCAGAAAGUGUAUCUUGUAAAAAAUCGUAUGUAAAUUACAUAUUGGAAAAAAAUUCAAACAUUAAUGUUUUAAGAAAUGACUGAUUUGUAACAUUGUUUAGGCAUCGUUGUAGAUACGCCUAAAUUAUUUCUUGUAUGUAAUUUUUAUAUAUAAUAAACUAAGGAGCGAACUUCAUAUGACUCGUGUAACCUUAAGCUUAGGGCAUACUGUAUGUACCUACUAUUAACUUUGGAUUAUUAUUAUUUUUGUAUGAUUGUAAAUUAUUGCGGCAAAAUGCAGGGUUGCCCUCCCACUCGUUAUAGUAUUAUGAUUGGCAGCAUUUAUGACAGUUGUAAUUAAAGUUUUUUUUUUUGUAGUAGAUUAUAUUCUAAAAGUUAAGUGCCAUUAUGUUCAGUUUGUAAUUUUAAGUUUGCGUAAAACCUACCAUGUGUACUCACAUGCUAGUCACUUUGGCUUCUCUUUAAAAACUUUCGUAGCAGUUAUUAGGAGAAUCACAUUUUUAAUGUUGUAGCUGAAGUGAAGGUAUCGUGGUAGAGGUCGAUUCCCGCCCAUUUUGUAAUUUCUAUUUGUGUUAUCUUUUUUACAUUGUUAGCCUUAAGUUCUUUUUUACAAUUUAUUUUUAUGUUAAUGACGUACUGUAAUUUUUUAUCUGUGCAAACUAAUGUUUGUUUAUUUAUACAAGUGAUUUUGUAAAGCGUCCAGUUCUAAAAAUGUAGUUCGUUUAAAUAAAAGAAUGAGAUAAAUA
Molecule: messenger RNA, 6726 nt
Organism: Pararge aegeria (speckled wood butterfly)
Lineage: Eukaryota; Metazoa; Arthropoda; Insecta; Lepidoptera; Nymphalidae
Gene: shg
Product: DE-cadherin
Exons: 24
Coding region: 412-4875 (1487 amino acids)
Biological process (GO): multicellular organism development; homophilic cell-cell adhesion; cell-cell junction assembly
Cellular component (GO): plasma membrane; catenin complex; adherens junction
Molecular function (GO): cadherin binding; calcium ion binding
Source: RefSeq, a predicted model, not a curated record